Messenger RNA from Phymastichus coffea, 2850 nucleotides. It is a transcript of the gene eEF2, whose product is annotated as translation elongation factor 2. Bases 157 to 2691 code for a protein of 844 amino acids. The transcript has 13 exons. Gene Ontology annotation, cellular component: ribonucleoprotein complex; cytosol. Gene Ontology annotation, molecular function: ribosome binding; GTP binding; GTPase activity. The record is from RefSeq and is a predicted model, not a curated record. NCBI's taxonomy places the organism in Eukaryota, Metazoa, Arthropoda, Insecta, Hymenoptera, Eulophidae. Gene Ontology annotation, biological process: translational elongation.
CCGCGCGCCACGAGUGACGUUCAGCAGCAGUAACCAGCAGCUCCCUCCGUCCCCGUAACUGUACGCAGGACUCACAUCGUUCUUUCCCAGGGAGUCCGCCAUUGUUGGCGCACGUAUAUUUUCAAGCAGACCUGCCGUAAUCCAACAACAUCCAAGAUGGUGAACUUCACGGUAGACGAGAUUCGUGGCAUGAUGGACAAAAAGAAGAACAUCAGGAACAUGUCCGUCAUUGCCCAUGUGGAUCAUGGAAAAUCAACAUUGACUGACUCCCUUGUGUCCAAAGCUGGUAUUAUUGCCGGUGCUAAGGCAGGAGAAACCCGUUUCACUGACACCCGCAAAGAUGAACAGGAGAGAUGUAUCACCAUCAAAUCCACGGCCAUCUCUAUGUUCUUUGAGCUUGAACCCAAGGAUUUAGUUUUCAUUACCAACCCUGACCAACGUGAUAAGGAGGAGAAAGGUUUUUUGAUAAAUCUUAUCGAUUCACCUGGGCACGUUGAUUUCUCCAGUGAAGUCACAGCUGCUCUCCGUGUUACUGAUGGAGCUCUUGUUGUUGUUGACUGUGUUUCUGGUGUGUGUGUACAAACUGAAACUGUGUUACGUCAAGCUAUUGCUGAACGUAUCAAGCCUGUUCUUUUUAUGAACAAGAUGGACCGUGCUCUUUUGGAACUUCAACUGGACAGUGAAGAUCUUUAUCAGACUUUCCAGCGUAUUGUUGAAAAUGUUAACGUUAUCAUUGCUACAUAUUCUGAUGAUGAUGGACCUAUGGGUGAAGUUCGUGUUGACCCAAGCAAAGGUUCAGUUGGUUUUGGAUCUGGUCUUCAUGGGUGGGCUUUUACCCUGAAACAAUUCUCUGAGAUGUAUGCAGAGAAAUUUGGUGUAGACACUGUUAAGAUGAUGAACAGACUUUGGGGAGAAUCUUUCUUCAACCCCAAAACUAAGAAAUGGAGCAAGCAGAAGGAAGUUGACAACAAGCGUUCGUUUUGUAUGUACGUCUUGGACCCUAUCUACAAGGUCUUUGACUGCAUCAUGAACUACAAGAAAGAUGAAUGUGAAGGUUUGCUUAAAAAAUUAGGCAUUGUACUCAAACCUGAAGAUAAAGAUAAGGAUGGAAAAGCACUCCUUAAGGUUGUCAUGCGUACUUGGUUGCCAGCUGGUGAAGCUUUACUUCAGAUGAUUGCCAUUCACUUACCAUCUCCAGUAACAGCUCAGAAGUACAGAAUGGAAAUGUUAUACGAAGGACCUCAAGAUGACGAAGCUGCCGUUGGAAUUAAGAAUUGUGAUCCCAAUGGUCCUCUUAUGAUGUACGUUUCCAAAAUGGUACCAACAUCUGAUAAGGGUCGUUUCUAUGCCUUUGGACGUGUCUUCUCUGGAAAGGUAUCUACUGGUAUGAAGGCUCGUAUCAUGGGACCCAACUUCCAACCAGGCAAGAAGGAAGAUCUGUAUGAAAAAGCCAUCCAACGUACUAUCCUCAUGAUGGGUCGUUACGUUGAAGCCAUAGAAGACGUUCCAUCUGGCAAUAUUUGCGGUCUUGUCGGUGUCGAUCAAUUCUUGGUCAAGACUGGAACAAUCACCACUUACAAGGAAGCUCACAACAUGAAAGUUAUGAAAUUUUCUGUAUCACCUGUCGUACGUGUCGCUGUUGAGCCCAAGAACCCAGCUGAUCUGCCAAAGCUUGUAGAAGGUUUGAAACGUUUGGCUAAAUCAGAUCCUAUGGUUCAAUGUAUCAUUGAAGAAUCUGGCGAACACAUUAUUGCUGGCGCUGGAGAGUUACAUCUUGAGAUUUGCUUGAAAGAUCUCGAGGAAGACCACGCUUGUAUUCCUAUUAAGAAGUCGGACCCAGUUGUAUCGUACAGAGAAACAGUUUCAGAAGAGUCUGACCAGAUGUGCUUAUCCAAGUCACCCAACAAGCACAACCGUCUGUUCAUGAAAGCCCAGCCUAUGCCCGACGGUCUUGCUGAAGAUAUUGACAGUGGUGAUGUAAAUCCACGAGAUGACUUCAAGGUGCGUGCUCGUUAUUUGAGCGAGAAGUACGAUUACGAUGUCACAGAGGCCAGGAAAAUCUGGUGUUUCGGUCCUGAUGGAACUGGACCCAACAUCCUUGUCGACUGCACAAAGGGAGUUCAAUACCUCAAUGAAAUCAAGGAUUCCGUGGUUGCCGGAUUCCAGUGGGCCUCAAAAGAGGGUGUUCUCUCUGAAGAGAAUCUGCGAGGCGUUCGUUUCAACAUCUACGACGUUACGUUACACGCUGACGCUAUUCACAGAGGCGGUGGACAAAUCAUCCCCACGACGAGACGUUGUCUUUAUGCUUGCUUACUCACUGCCUCACCAAGACUUAUGGAGCCUGUAUAUCUCUGCGAAAUUCAAUGUCCCGAAGUCGCUGUGGGUGGUAUCUAUGGUGUGCUCAAUCGUAGACGUGGUCACGUAUUUGAGGAACAACAAGUGGCUGGUACACCUAUGUUCGUCGUAAAGGCAUACCUUCCUGUCAACGAAUCGUUCGGAUUCACUGCUGAUUUGCGUUCUAACACUGGAGGACAAGCUUUCCCACAGUGCGUCUUCGAUCACUGGCAAAUCUUACCAGGUGACCCACUGGAUGCUGGCACCCGACCAUACCAAGUUGUACAGGACACGCGCAAGAGGAAGGGGCUGAAGGAAGGUCUGCCAGACUUGGCUUCAUACCUCGACAAACUGUAACCCUCACGGAUGGAUACAUUAUAUUUAAAUAAUUAUUUAAAUAUUGUAAUUCAAUUAAUAUCGCUGGAGCAGUAUACGUCUCUUCCAUCGGCCGUUAUAUGAACUUUGUUCCUCCGCGCAACAUCGUGGAAAAUAAAAAUUAUAAAUACAAAACAGAAA